GCCGUAAGGGGGCGGGGCGGGGCUCCGGCUGUGCCUCCGCGUUGGUGGAUUGCUCCGUCUGUUUGCCACAGGGCUGAGAAAGACAAAGGCUUCAGCCAAUCAGCUAAUCGGCCCCCUCCCCGCUAAGGCACUGGCACCACCCCUGUCGCAGCCGUUACUGGUGGCGCGCGCGGGGACUCAAAGUAGAUCAUGGAAGACACCCAGGUUUUAAACUGGGAAGUUGAAGAAGAGGAGCAGGUUGAAGAGAGCCCCACUGAAUCUGUGGGGUAUAGCUUGGAGCCCCUAGGGCAGCUGCAUAUCUUCAGUAGUUCCUAUGGACCGGAAAAAGACUUCCCACUCUACCUCGGGAAGAACAUGAUAGGCCGAAUGCCUGAUUGCUCUGUGGCCCUGCCCUUUUCAUCCAUCUCCAAACAACAUGCAGUGAUUGAAAUCUCUGCCUGGGACAAGGCGCCUGUUCUCCGGGAUUGUGGGAGCCUCAAUGGCACUCAAAUCCUGCGGCCUCCUAAGGUCCUGGGCCCUGGGGUGAGUCAUCGUUUGCGGGACCGGGAGUUGAUUCUCUUUGCUGACUUGCCCUGCCAGUACCAUCGCUUGGAUGUCCCCCGGCCUUUUGUCUCCCGGGGCCCUCUAACUGUAGAGGAGACACCCAGGAUACAGGGAGGAACUCAAACCCCCAGGCUUCUGUUGGCUGAGGACUCAGAGGAAGAAGCAGAUUCCCUUUUGCACAAGUGUGUGGUGAAAAGAGCAAGGACCUCUUUGGCAACAGUCGUUCCAGAGAGUGAUGAAGAAGGGCCUUCCCCUGCCCCAGAUGGGCCUGGGCCACCUUCUGCCUUCAACUUGAACAGCGACACAGAUGAGGAAGAAAGUCAGGAAUCAGGAGCAGGAGAUGCCUCUUCAGCUGCCAGAAGAGGUACCACUGCAGAGACAGAACAGCCUGAACCUGUCACAGCCGAAGUCCAGAUUGAGAAGGAUCAGUGUUCUGUGAAGGAGAGGAACAGGGACACAGAAAUCAAGAGGGAUGUGAGGACUGGGGUUGUUCCGAUUGGAGUGAUUCUGGAGAGGAGCCAGCCUUCUGGGGAGGGCAGUGACACAGAUCUAAGUGAUGAGAGUGGGCCUCCAAGAAGGCUUGCUGGGGUCCGUCCGAAAAGGGCCUGUAACUUCAUAGACAGUGAUACCGAUGGGGAGGAUGAGGGGAUCCCUGCUACCCCAGCAGUGGUUCCCAUGAAGGAGAGGCAGACCUUCCACGAAGCUGGUACACAGAGCCCCCAGGCACCUGGUGUGGCACGUCGGCAGGAGAGCCCAGCUGAUGGUGAUACAGAUAUAGAGGAGGGGGAGGCCCCCCCGGACAGAAGCCAAGCCUCCAUGGUGAUCGACAGCAAUACAGACGAUGAGGAGGAAGUCUCGGCAGCACUGACAUUGGCACGUCUAAGAGAGAGCCAGGCUGGUAAGUGGAACCGAGAUCCAGAUGCAGAAGAGGACAGGGCUCAACCAGUGGCCCUUCUGGAGCGAAGCCAGGCCUCUGCUGGGGGAGACAGUGACACAGAUGUGGAGGAAGAGGGGCUCCCAGUGGAAAGGAGGGGAAUGGUUCCCAAGGGUCACAUGGACAGGGAAUAUUCAAAAAAGAGCCAGCAUCCUCCCAGGGACAGUGAUACAGAGGGGAAGGAAGAUGAGAGCUCACCGGGGGUCUACCUGGAGAGAAGCCAGGCCUCUGCACAAGUGGAGGACAAGGUCUCACUGGGGCCAGCUGUUGCACUUCCGGAGAAGCGUCAGGUACGAGGCAUAGUGUGGACACAUCACACCGAUGCGGAGGCAGAAGGGGGCCCGGCACAGCUGCCUGUGCUGCAAAGCCUAGAGGAAGCCCAGCUUCCUCUAGCUGGGGACUGUGAACCAGACGCGGAGAACACAUCCUCAGCAGCGGCAGGUGUCAGAAAGAGCCAGCUUCCGGUGGAAAAAGAUGCUGGGACCACGUGGGCCGCAGCCGUUCCUGAACAGGACAGAGCACUUGCCACCAGGACCCAGGGUGGGUCAUCCACAGCACCAGGGGAGCAGGACCUUCUCCCGGCCUCAAGGGAAAACCUGGCAGAUCUGGUGGUGGACACAGGCACUCCAGGGGAGCCCCCACCGCAGAGAGAGGGGGCCCAGCCCACCACAGGAAGGGAGAGAGAAGCACAUGGGAAUAGGGCCACAGACUCUGGAGAGAACCUCCACGAUUCUGAAGAUCUGGACCUACCAGCUACCCAGUGCUUUGUAGACAAAGAGAAUCAGAGCCUGGAAGCAGUCCCCAGCAUGGAGGAUGAGCCCACCCAGGCCUUCCUAUUUCCUCUGCCCCAAGAGCCUGGCCCUUCCUGUUGCAGCUUCCAGGCCACAGGUUCCCUGGAUGAGGCAUGGGAGGUCUUGGCGACACAGCCAUUCUGUCCAAGAGAGUCUGAGGCCUCUGAGACCCAAACCGCUGUCACCCUCCUUGACACCCCUGCAUCUUGCCCCCAUCCAUCUAGGACAGCACAGCAAGAGCAACAUCCAGAGAGCCCAGUCCACACAGAGCCACUGGGGAUGGAAGGCAGAGGGAUGCAGACUCUGGAGAAAGACAUGGGUACCCCAAGAGAAACAGCAGAGAGGGUGAUCCCUGAGGGAGGGUCACUGCAGAAGGAAACCAAGAAACUGCCCUCGGAAGGAGAGAGGGAAGAUGCAAUGGGAGAGGAAGAAUUAAUCGGGGCAAUACAGGACAGAGAACAAAAUCAGGUGUUAGCUAGAGAUACUCAGAGCCAAGAAUCUGACAAAAAAGUGGAAAGCGCAAGUACUGGAAGGGGAAUGGAGACUGUGAAGGUAGAGAUCGAGACACCCAAGGAAACACAGGAGAGAGAGAGAGAAAAGCAGACCCUUGCAGGGGAAAUAUUUGAGAGUGAAGCAGGGAAACUGGUAGCAGAGAGAGAGAGUGAGGCAGGUGGGUUAGAAGUCAAGGGACCCCAAGAGCUACUGGACAGAGGCCCACAGAGGGGGGAGACAGAGGCGGGGGGCCAGGACCAGAAAGGCCAAGCCUCUGGUCCGCCACCAGAGCCUGGAGCAGGGGCAGGAGACCUUCAGGGACUUGCCUCAGACCUAGUAGCUUCUGGGAGCCAGGCAGGUGGAGGAAGGGGAGCCCCAGGGAGCCCCAGGAGGCAGCAGAGAGGUGACUUGAAUUGCGAGAUGCCACCUGCUGAGAAGGCUUCCAGGGGUGAUCAGGAAUCCCCAAAAGCUUGUCUGCCUCCUGCAGCGCCUGAAGCCUCAGCCCCACUCCCAAACUCCCUCAUCUCUCAGAUCCAAAAACAUCCCGCACCUCAGUCCCUCCUUUUUCCCUCUCCAGCUCCUUUAGAACUACCCAUUCCCAGGACCAGACAAAAUGAGAGUCAGGAAGCUCCAGAGACUCCCUUCUCCUCAGAGCUGAACUCUGUCCACCCAGAACCCAAAGUCAGGCCCCAGGGGUCCUCUCCAGUUUCUUCUCUACCCCUUGAGCCUCACCCUACCACCCCCACAGGCCAGCCUAUUGCCCUUGAACCCACCUCUGGGGUCUCUCAGAGCAGGACACAUAGUUCCUUUGAUGUAACUGCCUCAUCAGUUGUCCCCACAGCCCUUGCACUGCAGCCAUCCACCUCCACAGACCAGCCUGUCACCCCUAAGCCCACACUUCGGGCGCCUCGGGGCAGGGCACAUAGGUCUUCUGUCAAAACCCCUGAACCCAAUGUCCCCACAGACCAGCCUGUUGCCCCUGAGCUCACAGCUAAGGCCACUCGGGGCAGGGCACAGAGGUCUUCUGUCAAGACUCCCAAACCAGAUAACCCCACAACACCCCAGCCCCAGCCUUCCACUUCCACAGACCGGCCUGUCACCCCCAAACCCACAUCUCGGGGCAGGACACCUAGGUCUUCUGCCAAGACUCCUGAACCAAUUGUCCCCACAGCCUCUGAACUCCAGCCUGCUGCCCCUAAAGACCAACCUGUUGCUCCUGAGCUCACAUCUAGAGCCACUCGGGGCAGGACACAGAGGUCUUCUAUUAAGACUUCCAAACCAGAUACAUCCACAACCCCUGAGCCCCAGCCUUCCACUUCCACAGACCAGCCUGUCACCCCCAAACCCACAUCUCGGGCCUCUCGGGGCAGGACACUUAAGUCUUCAGCCAAGACUCCUGAACCAGUUGUUUCCACAGCCUCUGAGCUCCAGCCUGCUGCCCUCACAGACCAGCCUGUCACUCCUGAGCUCACAUCUAGGGCUACUCGGGGCAGGACACAGAGGUCCUCUGUCAAAACCCCUGAUCCAGUUACCACCACCACACCUGAGCUCCAGCCUUCCACCUCCACAGACCAGCUUGUUACUCCCAAACCCACAUCUCGGGCCCCUCGAGGCAGGACACGUAAGUCGUCUGCCAAGACUCCCGAACCAGUUGUUCCCACAGCUUCUGAGCUCCAGCCUUCUGCCCCUGCAGACCAGCCUGUUGGUCCUUGGACCACUCAGUGUAGAAGACAUAGGUCUUCUGUCAAGACCCCGGAACCAGUUGUCCCCACAGUCCCUGAGCCUCAUUCUUCCACUUCUAAAGACCAGUCUGUCGUUCUUGAACCCACAUCUCAGGCCACUCAGAGCCAAACACAUAGGUCCUCUGUCAAGACAUCCCAGCCAACUGAACCCACAGCCCCUGACCUCAAACCUUCCUCCCCCACAGAUGAGCCUGUCACUCCCAAGGUCAUAGCUCAGGGUGGUCCAAGCAGGACACGAAGGUCUUCUACUGCAAGUGCUGUGCUGGUUCCUACUACCCCUGAAUUCCAGUCUCCAGUCCCCUCAGAACAGCCUCUUCCCCCUGACCCCAUCCCUGAAGUCAACUGCAGCAGGAGGCCGAGGGCCACUAGGAAACAAGGGUCUCCCACAGCUCAUGUUCAUGAGCCCUGCACCACACCCCCUGAACCUAGCUCCCGCUCCUCAAGGAACCAAAGACGAGGGGCAGUGAAAGCAGCCAAGCCCCUUAGCACCAUUCCUGAGCCUGCCUUUGCCCAGCUUCCCGAGGCACCGCCUCACACUCCCCAGAUGCCAGAGGAGGAGGCAGCAGAUGGCUCAGGCUUCACCCCAGAGCCCCAGCCUAAGGCCUCUCAAAACCGCAAGAGGCCUUCAGCUACUGCACAUUCACCUCCACUUCAAAAACGGCUCCAGAGAGGGAAAGUCCCUCAGAAGGCAGCAUCCCUUAAGGAAGAAGAAGAAAAUCCAGCAGCGAGGCCGAGGAAGGAAGAGGGUGUAGUGAUUCCAGGUCCAGGCAAGAGAAAGAGAGAGCAGACAGAGGAGGAGUCCCAGGGAAGACUGAGCCGCAGCCUGCGACGGACCAAACCUAUCCAGGAGUCCACGGCCCCCAAAGUGCUCUUCACGGGCGUGGUGGAUGCUCGCGGAGAGAGGACGGUGCUGGCCCUGGGGGGCAGUCUGGCUAGCUCAGUGGCUGAGGCUUCUCACCUGGUGACUGAUCGGAUCCGCCGGACGGUCAAGUUCCUGUGUGCCCUGGGCCGGGGCAUCCCCAUCCUCUCCCUGGCCUGGCUGCAUGAGUCCCGCAAGGCAGGCUGCUUCUUGCCCCCGGACGAAUAUUUGGUGACUGAUCCUGAGCAGGAGAAGAACUUCGGCUUCAGCCUUCGGGAGGCCCUGAGCCGAGCUCGGGAGCGAAGGCUCCUGGAGGGCUAUGAGAUUCACGUGACCCCCGGAGUCCAGCCACCGCCACCUCAGAUGGGAGAAAUCAUCACCUGCUGUGGAGGCACCAUCCUAGCCAGCAUGCCCCGGUCCUACAAGCCUCAGAGGGUCGUGAUCACAUGUUCCCAGGACUUCCCUCGAUGUGCCAUUCCAUAUCGGGUUGGGCUGCCCAUCCUCUCACCCGAGUUCCUGCUGACGGGAGUACUCAAGCAGGAAGUCAAGCCAGAGGCCUUUGCCUUCUCCACUGUGGAAAUGUCAUCCACCUGAAAACUCCACCCUGGUACCCUUUUCCCUCCCAGACCAAUACAGAAAAUGUUAGAAAUAUUCAGAAGAAAGAACUUAGGGCUUUAGAAAAGAUUGGGGUGUCUGAUCUGAUUUGUCUUGGAACAUGGGUGGGGCCAAAACAGGCCUUUUGGUAAACAAAGAUAGGGAGAUUGGGAGCCAUGGAUUUUCUUAAAUGGCCAUUUAAAGUUGGCCAAUCCCAGGCUCAGAUAUCUUAAGUUGCUGCUCAUAUUUAGCUGGACUGAUAUACCUGUUGCUUUGUGGCACACACAGUGUCCUGCCUCCUGUUUGGAAGCCAUUUAUUUCUCCUCGUCUUUUCUUUCUGGGAUUCUUACUCAUCCUUCACAAGAUAGUGAAAACAAUUUUAGCAUCAGGAACUUGAAAAGAUGCUUGGAGUGAGUAAGUUUGAGGGUGGAGUUAUCCAACGCUCCUCCAUAAAAAUAUUUUCCUUUCUCCUUACCCCAUUUUGUUAGAAGCAUCCUUGUAGCUUUGACGUUGAGCUAAUCUCUGCAAUUUUUUUUUUUUUUUUGGCUUGCUUUUCUAGUAUUUAUAAAUUUAGAGCCUAGACUUAAUGUCUGUGAUAAAUAAAUAUUCACUCUGUGCCUUAUGGUGUAGUGCAGUUUUAUUUUGUAAAUCUUAAAAGUUGGUUUAUAAGGAUUUGGGGAAAUUAGAACCCAUAUACAUUGCUCAUGGGAAUGUAAAAUGAUUGAUUCACUGUGGUAAGCAGUUUGACAGUUUCUCAAAAGUUAAAUAUAGAAUUACCAUAUGAUCCAGCAAUUCUCCUCAUAGAUAUACAGCUAAAAGAAUUAAAACAGAUGUUCAAAUACUUCUGCACAAAUGUUCAUAUCAACACUUUAGCAAGAGCCGAAAGAUGAAAGCAAAAAUGUUCAUCAGCAGAUGAAUGGAUAAACAAAUUGUGGCAUAUCCAUACAAUGGAGUAUUAUAUUCAGUCAUAAAAGGGGAUGAGGUACUAAUUGUGCUACAGUAUUUUGAGGAUGAACCUCAAAAGCAUUAUGCUAAGUGAAAGAAGUCAGACACAAAAAGUCACAUUGUAUGAUUCCACCUGUUGGAAAUAUGCAGAAUAGGUAAGUCCAUAGAGACAAUAGGCAGUGCUUGUCAAGGGCUGGCAGGGAGAGAAGAUGGGGAGUAAUUGCUUAACAGAUUCAGGGUUUUAUUUUGGGGUGAAGAGAAAAUGCUUUGGAACUAGAUAGAGGUGGUGGUUGCAUAGAUUAUGAAUGUACUAAAUGCCACUGGACUGUUCUCUUUAAGAUGGUUAAAUUUUAUGUUAUGUGAAUUUUACUUCAAUUAAAAAAAAUACUGAUUGGUUUUGUGCA
Cervus elaphus (red deer) is the source of this 7304-nucleotide messenger RNA. It is a transcript of the gene MDC1, whose product is annotated as mediator of DNA damage checkpoint 1. Gene Ontology annotation, cellular component: nucleus. The coding region runs from base 190 to 5955 and encodes 1921 amino acids. The transcript is spliced from 15 exons. Lineage: Eukaryota; Metazoa; Chordata; Mammalia; Artiodactyla; Cervidae. Gene Ontology annotation, biological process: positive regulation of transcription initiation by RNA polymerase II. The record is from RefSeq and is a predicted model, not a curated record. Gene Ontology annotation, molecular function: protein binding.